Molecule: messenger RNA, 10351 nt
Organism: Varanus komodoensis (Komodo dragon)
Lineage: Eukaryota; Metazoa; Chordata; Lepidosauria; Squamata; Varanidae
Gene: ATP10D
Product: ATPase phospholipid transporting 10D (putative)
Exons: 22
Coding region: 514-4608 (1364 amino acids)
Biological process (GO): phospholipid translocation
Cellular component (GO): plasma membrane
Molecular function (GO): magnesium ion binding; ATP hydrolysis activity; ATPase-coupled intramembrane lipid carrier activity
Source: RefSeq, a predicted model, not a curated record
AUCAUGGCUGUGGCUCACCCAGCACAUUAACCAUGAGGACCAGGGGCAUGGCUCUGUCUUCUGCCCUCUGUACAUGCACAGAUGUUGAAAAAGCUGUGGGAGCGUUUUGGUAUUAAGAUAUUUGGCCAGUGCUCCUUCUGUACCCUGCCUGGGAAUUCAAAACACAGACAUGGAAAGUGAAUUUGUCAGACUGUUCAUUGCAUCAGGUCUUCCUAUUUUAUUUCUAUAACAAAGAAAUGGGAAUAAAACUCAUGCAUUCAUUCUCGAAUGUCAUGGUGCUGUGCUAUUCAUUAAAUCUGAGAUUUCUGGUCUCCUUGAAACAGUUUACAUCCAACACUGAAAGAUGACAAUUCGUUAUCAUAAUUUGUAUACAUUAGAUUUUCUCAACACAAUGGCAAUUUGGGAUUUAUCCUUGCUUGUAAUGUACAUUUCAGCUAACACAGCACCUAAUUUAUUUUUGUUAUUGUGUUUCUGUUUCAUGACACUGCAAAGUAAAGAGUUCAGCCUGAGAACAUGGCACAGCUAUUUCGAUGGAUCAGAUAUUGUUGGCACCACCUGAUUUCUGCAGAGGGCAAGCGCUGUAGCAAAACCAGGAUUAGACUCACCUCUCCAGGACAUGAAAGUUUGCAGGAGGCAGCCAAGAAAAUUGAUAAUCAGAGGACUGUCAUACCAUGUGUGGAGCAUUUUAAGGAAGAAUAUGAGAAAGUCUCUAAGCUGUAUAUGAACAACAAAAUACGGACUACAAAGUACAGGUUAUGGAACUUUAUACCAAAGAACUUAUUUGAACAAUUUCACAGAGCCGCCAAUUUAUAUUUCUUAUUUAUCGUUCUGCUAAACUGGGUUCCCGUGGUGGAGGCCUUUAGAAAAGAAAUCACAAUGAUCCCUCUCACAGUGGUGCUUACAAUUAUUGCUGUGAAAGAUGGCCUGGAGGAUUGCACAAAGUACAAAUUAGAUAAAAAGAUAAAUAACUUUGUUACCCAAGUCUACUGUAGCAAAGAAAAGAAAUACAUAGAGAAGUUCUGGAAAGAUGUCAAUGUUGGUGACUUAAUCCGACUGUCUUGUAAUGAUGAAAUUCCCGCUGAUAUGGUGCUGAUAUAUUCAAGUGAUGGAGAUGGAAUCUGUCACAUUGAAACAUCAAGCCUUGAUGGUGAGACCAAUCUAAAACAGAGGCAGGUGGUAAAAGGAUACGCAGAGCAGAACACUGAGGUUGAUCCAGAAAUGUUCUUAUACAAAAUACAGUGUGAGUCCCCUAACAAUGAUCUCAGCUCCUUCCGGGGCUUCAUGGAGAGUUCAGAUAAUGAGCGAGUGGGGCUGAGUAAGGAAAACCUGCUGAUGCGAGGAUGCAUUGUCAGAAAUACUGAAGCCGUUAUUGGCAUUGUGGUAUAUGCAGGUCAUGAAACCAAAGCGAUGUUAAACAACUAUGGGUCUCGUUACAAGAGAAGCAAACUCGAGAAGAUGAUAAACCAUGAUAUCAUCUGGUGUGUUCUGCUUCUACUAGUGAUGUGCUGUAUAGGGGCAGUGGGUCACGGACUUUGGUUAAAUGCUGGUUCAGAUCCACCUCUCUAUAGUAGCGGAAAACCACUUUCUCCAAAGCUGGGAGGCUUUUUAAUGUUUUGGACAAUGAUUAUUUUGUUACAGGUAUUGAUCCCAAUUUCGCUGUAUGUGUCUAUUGAAUUUGUCAAACUGGGCCAGAUCUAUUUUAUCCAGAAUGACAUAGAUUUAUACGAUGAAGUCGCUGAUACCAGGAUUCAUUGUGGAUCUUUGAAUAUUGCUGAAAACCUCGGGCAGAUAGAAUUCAUUUUCUCUGAUAAGACCGGGACCCUCACGGAAAACAAAAUGGUUUUUCGGAGAUGCAGCAUUGCAGGACAGGAAUAUGGCCAUGAAGAGAAUGCUAAGAGGCUAGAAGCAUAUCAAGAAUGUGAUGACGAUGAAGAUGAGACGCCAUUAUAUUCUUCUCACAGCUCUUUGAAGCCUCUCUCCAAAGCAGGGUUUUUCAGCCGCAAAUCAAGUGCAUUUCUGGGAAACAAGUCUUUGAGCAUGUUUCGUAGCACCACUACUAUGGGUGCCCCAGCCAUGAGACAACUGGCUUUCAGUAGCCCGCUUGAGACAGAUGUGGUACCAGACAUGCGACUUGUAAUGAAAUUUAACCGAAUCUCAUUCAAAUACUAUACACAGUUUGACUUGGUAGAGCCAAUGCCAGAGUUAGUGUACAUCAAUGAAUUCUUCACUGCAUUAGCUAUUUGCAACACGGUUGUUGUUUCAGUACCUGAUCAACCACGUCUAAAGGCAAGUACCCAAGAUGUUCCACAGCGUACAUCAAUCUGCUGCAGAACAAGAACUCUGUUGGUGCCUCUUGUUUGCACUGAGAGAAUCGAAGCGAGGCGGUGGUCUUCAGUAGUCAGAAUGCCUGUGUUACCCACCGUUGAUUUUAGACACAUGUUACAGAAGUUGUCAUCCCGAAAAAUUAGUCCCAUAUCCAUUCAAACUGCAACCUCAAAUGAAGUACAUUCCGAGCACUUCAAGAAGCAACCCAGGUUGUCUGUUUUUCAUGUCAAGUUUCCGUCCAUUGUGUCUUAUGACAACAUCAUCUCUCCUGAGGGCUCACCAAUCUCAGUGGUAUCUGGGCAGGAAACAAUACCGCCUGCAAGUUCCUUCAAUGAUAGCAAUGAGGAAGAGGCUUGUGACCCAGUGGCACCACUGGAGCAGUCUUAUGAAGCAGAGAGUCCUGAUGAAGCCGCGCUAGUCUAUGCUGCCAAGGCUUACCAAUGUACUUUGAAAGCCAGGAACCCAGAGCAGGUGACAGUGGAAAUGGGUCCUUUGGGAACUUUAACAUUCCAGCUGUUACACAUCUUGCCCUUUGAUUCCUCUCGAAAACGAAUGUCUGUGAUAGUUAAGCACCCAAUUUUAAAGCAGAUUGUGAUAUACACAAAAGGAGCAGAUUCUGUCAUCAUGGAUUUACUGAAGUCUGAAUCAACAGGAGACCUUCAAAGGAAAAGAAUUAAGGAAAAAACACAGAUGCACUUAGAUGAAUAUGCUAAAAAAGGACUACGCACUCUCUGUAUAGCUAUGAAGGUUUUGAGCAGGCAAGAAUAUGAAGAAUGGUUAAAAGGACAUUAUUUAGCAGAAAGCAGUAUAGCAAACAGGGAAGAGUUGCUCUCUGAGUCUGCCAUGAAGCUUGAGAACAACUUAACAUUGCUUGGUGCCACUGGGAUUGAAGAUCGCCUGCAAGAUGGUGUUCCAGAAACCAUAGAGGCACUCCACAAAGCAGGAAUUAGCAUCUGGAUGCUGACAGGUGAUAAGCGUGAGACAGCCGUCAAUAUAGCGUGUUCCUGUAAAUUAAUAAAUCCAGUUGAUCAAGUCUUCACCCUCGCAGCUGAUAGUCUGCAUGAUUGUGAAAACACGAUAGACAGCAUUUUAGAAGACAUCGGGGCAACUCUUGAUUCUAGUGAAAGGCAUGACACACAUACCUUGAGAGUCCGCAUGGCUUCAGUAACUCACAGUCUCCAGUCCAACUUUGUACUAGUUACAGAUGGAUCAACAUUAGAAUUUGCUUUGCACCAAAGACUGCAGAGUAAGUUUCUGCGGCUCACUCAAUUGGUCCAUGCUGUCAUCUGCUGCAGAGCAACGCCACUGCAGAAGGGCCAAUUAGUGAAGCUGGUCCGAAAGCAGCUGAAGGUGAUGACACUGGCUAUAGGUGAUGGUGCCAACGAUGUUAGCAUGAUUCAAAUUGCUGAUGUUGGAAUUGGAAUCUGUGGCCAAGAAGGCAUGCAGGCUGUGCUGGCAAGCGAUUUUGCCAUUUCUCAGUUCAAACAUCUCAGCAAGUUGCUCUUGGUUCAUGGUCACUGGUGUUAUACUCGACUGGCCAACAUGGUCCUUUACUUUUUCUACAAGAAUUUGGCAUAUGUAAACCUCUUGUUCUGGUUCCAGUUCUUCUGUGGGUUUUCAGGAACCCCCAUGACUGACUACUGGAGUUUGAUUUUCUUCAACCUUCUCUUCACAUCAGUACCACCCAUCAUUUAUGGUGUUUUAGACAAAGAUGUCUCUGCAGAAAUGCUUUUACGUAUGCCAGAACUUUACAAAGUUGGUCAGAGAAAUGAGCCAUAUGUGAAAUCAGCCUUUGCAGUCAACUUGCUGGAUGCUUUUUAUCAAAGCUUGAUUUGCUUUUUUAUCCCUUACUUUACCCUCCGUAAUUCUGAUGUAGACAUCUAUUCCUUUGGAUGUCCUAUGAACACUGCCAUGUUCUUUAUCAUAGUACUACACCUCCUGAUUGAAAGUAAUUCUUUGAAUCCGAUACACAUGCUUGUAAUAGCUGGUAGCAUCGUAUUGUUCUUUGGUGUUACUGGGAUUUUUGGAGCUACCUGUGUCCUCUGCAAUCCACCAGCCAAUCCAUAUUGGAUAAUGCAGAGACAACUGGGUGAUCCAAAGUUUUAUCUGAUUUGCACCAUCACAGUUCUUGCGGCUCUUCUUCCAAGGUAUAUGUUCAGGGUGAUCCAGAACACAGUAUUUCCAACGCCCCUGCUGAAAGCUAAGCAGUUUGACGUAAAGGCCCAUAAAGGAUGGAAGAAACUGCGGCACAGUGAAAAAAUAGACUCACUCACCGAGAGUUGAUCACCAGCAGGCACACAGGAAUUCUGUGCCUUCCCAUCCUGCUGACUCCACAAAAUAAGCUGUUUCAUCAAUGUUGUCAACACACCUGAUCCCAUUUCAUAACAGUUUUGGAGACAGCCUGAGCAAGAGUGCCUUUUCAGAUUCAUUAUCCAGAACCCAUAUGGCCAUGGUGGCAAGCGAGUUGUGAGGGCACUGGGAUGUUUUACACUCUCAAAGGAAUUCUGUUCUAGAACCUAUGAAGCUAAUGGUUCUUAAACUGGAAACCUGGAGCUCAUUUCUGAAGAGAACCACGCUGAAUAAGGCUGUUUUGGAUUCUUCCUAAGGCAAAUAGAAGCCUUUAACAUAUUCUUACUCUGACUCAUCCAAAACUAGGAGGGUCUCCCAUUAUUGUUCCUUUGCAUGCAGCCGCUAUCCAUUGCUUGCACUUUUAAAGAAAGCACUCAUAAUAAUUUAUUCAAGAUAUAAGUAGGCAUUAUGAAUUCUAGAAAUGCCAAAAAACCUGAUGUCCCUUGUCCCGUAUCAGAGAACUAAUAUGAGAAUUCAUUGAAUAUGACCAUGGAAAAGCUGCUGCUGAAGACUGGCUAGGUGGGGAGGCUUUGGGCUUUCUGAACUUUGAAAGAAUGUUAUUCUAUUUUAUUAUUAUAAUGCUCAGUUCUGGGACAUGGGGCAUUAGCAGUUCCUCCUGCAGACAGCUAUCUGCAAACAGCUAAGCAGUAUUCUUCACCAAGCAAGACUACUAGACUAAAUAUGGCAUGUUUGAAGCCAUUUCUCUGGAGAAGAAACCAGCAGAGGAUGUGGGACCGACAGAUUUCUACACAAGUGAAGCAUUUUAUAUAAAUUAUGAUGAUUAUGUGAAUGCGAGCGCAUAGUUUUACAUUUGCUCUUUUCAAAUAGAUAUUUCUAUUAUCUAUAGUACCUCCUCUGGUGUGGCCCUGCCUCUCUCUGUAACAGACUGGCUUUGAGGAGACCUAACUGUAAAAGGAGGCUCCAUGAAUACCAGUGGAAAGGUGUUUGGGAUUGGGGAUUCCCUUGGCACAGGGCUCCUCUUAGCUAUACUGCUGAACUUGAGAUAUUCUGAGUAAAUUUAUGUAUGGCUCCUUUUCUCUUGGGGAUUGCAUCAGGCCCUCAGUAAUCAUUUCUAAAAGUAUGGCUUAGAUCCUCUUCAGACCAUCUUGUAGUAGAUGCUAUAUAUUAUGAAGGAGCUACCCCUUCUAGUCCAAGUGUGUGUGUCUAAACACCAACCACAAAAAAGAUGGAAGAUGCAUCAGGAAAACACAGGAGAGUUAGUAGUAAGAGACAACAUUGUCUGGAACGUGAAGGAGACAGGAUAAUUGCCUAAUAAUAGCCUCAUCUGGAAGUACAUUUUUCUAGUUGGACUUCAUAUCCUAGAGGAGGGCAUGUUAAUCCCUGUAUCAUCAUAUCACAUUUCUUCAUAUGAAAAAUAAGAAAAGCCUGGCCUGGACAAACACACAGAUGGCUUAUUCUAGAAAGCCAGAUGCGUCAGAUAAAAGUUAUUAGGAACAAAAUUCAUUACCAUAUAUCAUGUUUUCAUUUUGUGACUUUAGCACUGCUUAUUGGAGGGGAAAUUGGAUAUAUUUGCUUCUUUGCAGAUGAGCUGCAAAAACAGCUACCACUAAAUAGCAAAAUAUUGACAUUAGUGUUCUGUUUUGAUUUUUUUUUUUAAGGUAGCCUGUUAUAGGAACCAGAGAAUGCUUCUUCCUGCUAAGUGCAGCAUGGAGGGUGUUUCAGGACUAUGGUUACAGACUUCUGACAGAAUUUAAUCUAACACAAAGAGGCCUCUGAGGAGUACAUUGAAAGUGAUGCUGAAGGCCAUUUGGAACUCAUACAAAGUUUGGUCCUCAAGUGGUAUUCUCUUUGGCCUUAACCUAGCUAAACUAAUUGAAACAGGUUGAACCAGAGUCACAACAAAUUAGUCCUGUUGCUUACAUGGGACAUAGAGAGCAUUCUCAGUGCCUGUUCUCUUAUUCCUGUAGUCAGGAUGGUGCUAUGAUACCAGUAAUUUUAUAAUGCAAAUUUGCAGAAGCUCAUAUGAUUUCUUUUUUUCAAGUAUGAACAUACAGAAUCCUGAUCCACUGCAUCAAGGUUACUAAUGAUGCCAUGACUGGGGAAGAGUUUUCCGUUAAGGAAUUAAGUGCCUCACAUUUCAGUUCUACAGUUGCAUGAUGACUAAUGUAAAAGCAUGAGCAGGAAAGGCUCUUAGUUUUGAAGCAAUAUUCAAAGCCCCCUCAGAAAGAAGCUUGUUGGCUAUCUCUCCAAGGAUGUAACUGCCUCAAAGAGGAAGAAAAGGAAUGUGCCAAGCUCAGAGGCUUAUGUACAUCUGGAGUGGAAAGCACUGAAUUGUGCCCUAAAAAGAUUUGAGAGCCUCUGGCUUAGGAUACUUUCAGCUGAACCAGAGAAGUCAGCAAUGUGAUGUAACCCUGGCCAGGAACAAUACCACAUUUGGCCAAAGAAAUCUCCUUGGGUUUUUCUGGGGAGUAGAACUUGGCUUCCAAGCCCUCACCCUGGAGGAAACCUGCCAGUCCAGCAGCAUCCAGAGGAAUCCCCAUUUUCUCCAGUCUCAGAGGAUGCAAGUGCCAGGGGCUUGACCAAUGCUGGACAAGUAGCUUUGUAUGGUGCUGACCACCCGCUACUGGGACAACACACGCUGCCCAAAGCUAAAGACUUAGCCAGCACUUGAGGUGAGGGAACAACUUCUUUUCUCAGUGCUGGCCGAGUGGCUUUGUAUGACAGGCGCUUCAGACAGUGCUGGGAGGAACACUUGCUCCUUCCAACACUGACUGACUGCCCUUUUCCUUGCUGAGAGACACAUCAGAUCCUCUCAUUGUGAAGGAAAAGCAAAAUGGGCCGAAGAUACACAAUGACAUCAUUCAACCCUUGAUGUCACUGGACCUGCGUAGGGCCCAACAAAAGGUAAUUGGACCGCCUGUACAAUUCUGGUUCAGCACUAGAGCUAUAUGGUGACAUCCAAUGGCUGGUUCAUGCUUUGAUCACAGGCUAGAAAUUGGCCAUGCCCACUUCUAAGGCCAUGAAGUAAAGCUUUCCCAGGGUUCCACAUUUCGUGGAGAAAUAGGUAUAUGUGAUUAGCAGCACUGGUCAUAAGCUCGGCGAUGUCGAUCAUCUGUGAAUUGUACCUAGCUACAUUAACUUAAACCUUAACUUCUGUUUAAACCAUUGUGUUCAAGGGUGUUCUUUCCAGUCUGCCACAAAAAUGCAUGUUUGAAUAGAUAUAAGUAAAGUUAAAUUAAUUGUGAAAUUUUACAUAUGUGUAACUGAAAAUACAAAGAAGCUGGAAAUGGUUUUAGUUAAUGUGCUGAAGUUAUGCCACAUCUGUAGAACAACAGCAAAAAAUAUAUGAUACUGAAAUGUAGAAAACAACAACUGACUUGGACUAAAUGGGCAUGGUAAACAAAUGGAAAACUACAUUUGUGUAUACUGUAUGUCUGAAAAGAGAUUCCAGAUACCCUUGUAUCAUGACCUAGGCAAUCAGUACAGGAAAGGAGAGGUGAAUUAAAAAAAAACAUUGAAGCUGGCCUGCAUUCACCAUUCCAGCCCUUUUAAGGGGCCAUGGAGAGGUAUGCAAUCCAAUAGUGCCACCUAUGGGUCAUUAAAAAAAUAACUCUACUACUUUGAUGCCCAUGGCAUGUUCCAAACACAUCUUUGAAAUGGAUCCCCAAGAUGUUACGAUGAUAAGAUGUAAAUUUGAUGGCACUGAAAUGAGUCACCAUUCCACAAUAUAUAAAUACAUUAUAAUAGUUCAAAUACCUUAGUGGCUCCCUGAUUUAUUAAUGGUUGGUCCCAGGUCCUGACAAACUUUCAUCUGGGCCAGGGUAGUGGUCAUACAUUGACUGAUGAGACUGCCAGACAAGGCUUUUUUCUUGUGCAGUCACCCUGCCUUAAACACAGAAUUUUACAGGAGAACCAGAUGAUAUCAUGCUUUAUUUGCAACCCUUCCUAUGUAUUCCCACAGCUUCUCCCAUCUUUUUUCUUACCAUAAAAAAAUCCAUUGAGGACGACAAGACAGAAUAGGUAUACAGUGCCUUUUGACUGGUAACACUAAAAGCUCUUUGUAUGGAAGUACCCUGAGCCAAGAAGCUCAUUUCCCACCAUCUUCCUGCUGGAAUACUUGAUCACUGCUAUGAGUAACUUGCUCAAAAACCUUAUUCAGGGUGAUCUGCUCCUACAAGGGUGGGAAGCUGAAAUGGUUUUUGUUCACAGAUCUUUUUUUUAAAAAGUAAAUAAAUACAUGCAUUUUUGCUUUAAAUGGGGUUGAAACAAAAACAGACUUGUUUGUUGACUUGACAUGGGUUGCAUAUGCUGCUUCACUGGUGGCAGUAAAACAAUAUUGGACCAGGAAUCCUAUCAAAGAAAGGGGGGUGUCUCCUCUUAUAAACUUUGGAUACAAUGGGUUGCCUAUGUAUGGCCACCCAUGUGGAAAAAAAUGACUGGAUCAGAAGAGUGACAUCUGGUACUUUAAAACCCACAGAAAGCAUUGGCAUGAUCAUACAGAAAGGGGGGGAGCAGUAUAAAAAAAACUAGUGCUAUAUAUAGAAAUAAAUCUUUUCAGCGCAUAUUGUGGAGGAAAUUAUUAGAAAAUACACUGCAGUACUGCAAGUUGAGCCUCAGCACACAGUUUUUCUUUAAAGAGUGGCAGGGAGAAUAGAACGAGUUAAGAAAAGAAAGAUCCAAAAAGACCAAGAAGUGGGGGGAGACCAUCAAACUCAGCCAGGGGACAUGGGGAGUAGCAGUGUUUUAUAGGUAAUUAGUGAGCGAAGGCUGGAAAACUGGGAAGUUUAGGACAGGGCUGAAUUUGUCUGCAAGUCCCCCUAGGUCACAAUCCUAUGCAUACUGAAAUGGGAAAAACCCUACGAUUACCAGCAUACCCCAAGCAGCCAAUGCCUACCAGAGAAUGCUGGGAGAUGUGGGACUUUUUCUUCAGCGAGCACAGGAUGGCGCUCCUUAUUUUAACUUAGAAAGUCUUUUCUUACUGUAAUCCAGUGCCCAUUACCUGGGACUAAACCUACUGAAGUCAUGCAUAGUAUAUGAAUAGCAAAUUGUAACAGUUCAUAGGAUAAUGAUGCAGCAUCACCAUGGUGCUCAUUUUUCAGUCUGAUGCACAAGUUAGUUCAUGCAAAUUAUCUUAGAUCUGAGUGAAGGCUAGAAUGGAAUCUUACAUAAAUUCAACAUGAACAAAACCAUUGUGGAUAUUAUAUUUUAAAUCAUGAACACUUUUGAACUUAGGUUUACAUAUGUUCUUGAAAAAUAACUUUUAAAUAAUUACAAUAUUACACAUUGUUUAUAGAUGUUAAUGGUAAAAAUUCAUUUUUAAAGUUAAAAAAUAAACAAGAAAAAGCCCCCAUCCAAUUGUAUCCUAACUGGAAAUUCUGUCUAAGAAAAUUCAAAUUAAGCAAAUGUGCAUUUUUGCAUGGCAAUCUGAAUUAGGAGAAAGUGUUGGGAAUUCCACUGUCCACCCAAUCGCCAAUUAAUUUCAGUGUUGCCUUGCUGAAAUCAAGGGAACAACAGAUACAGUUUGUACUUACUUCAGCUCAGAUUUUUCCCUCUGUGGAUAUGACAGUCUGAUCUGUCCUAAACUGGCCAGCAUGCCUGUGAUAAGCUAUGUAGAUUACCUCACAUUCCAGGCAUGCUGGUAUUUUGUGCUUUUUGGUGGUUCAGUGCACAUGACAAAAGUGCCAUAAUGAAUUUCGUACAUGCAGUAAGAAAAAUA